This is a messenger RNA of Spirodela intermedia, 3344 nucleotides long. The record is from the annotation of a GenBank genome assembly. Lineage: Eukaryota; Viridiplantae; Streptophyta; Magnoliopsida; Alismatales; Araceae.
AUGGGCGCGGCCGCAGUAAUGGAGAGGAAGAGCCGGGCAAUGGCGACCCUCUUGAUAUUCAUGGUUCUCCUCGGUGGGUUUUCCCCUGCAUCCGCCGCUCAUCCUGCACCGGCGAGUGAGUACCUUUCCCUCCGAUUCUCUGGUUUUCAGGGUUUUUCUGAUAUUUCCCCCUAUCUGUUGUGACAUCAGAAGAUACUUUUGCAGGGAUCGUCAGUGGGUUCGUCUCCAACGCCCUUGCUGCACUAAUGAAGUGGCUGUGGUCGCUGAAGUCCACCACCAAAAUCAAUGGUUGGUCUAAUUCUUCUCUUGCUUUAUCUCUCCAUCCCCCUCCUACCUUUCUCGCCAUCUUCUUCGCUACAUUGCCGUCGCUGUCGCCGCUUAAGGAUAAUUUUGGGGUUUUAGUCUGAACGGCUAGGGUUUGUCGUCGCAGCGAUCUCCGGCCGAUCGAUGAUGAAGUUCGAGAGUGGGUACACGGUGGAGACAGUGUUCGACGGGAGCAAGCUGGGAAUCGAGCCCUUCUCAGUGGAGGCCACUCCGACCGGCGAGCUACUCGUUCUGGACUCCAUCAACAGCAACAUCUACAGGAUCUCACCGCCGCUGUCCAGAUGUGAGCUCUCUGCGAUCUCCAUUUUUGAACCGCGGCUCUUCCCUCUGGUUAAACCCUCUUUUUUUGAUCUCACUGCGAAGUUGAUCGACCCGAUUCUUCUCCGGCUUCUUUGGCGAAUCUGGGCCAGCGACCUCCUCUUCAGUUAUUUUCUUGUUGUAGAUUUCUUUGAAUCUGUUGCGUGAUCGGGCACCGUCUUCAGCUGAGGUCUCUGUCCUAGGGUUUUGUCUCUUUGAUGGUGAUUGCAGGCCUUCACGUCGUUGUCAGAAUUUCCUCAUGGUGAAUUGGGUUUUUUCCGCUGGAAAAGUCAACUCGUCCUAGUUGUUCUUCCUCCCGUAUCCGUACUCCGUCUCUCAUCGACCCUUUUCAUCUAAAUACCCUCACGAAUCUGAGGUUUUCCGACAUAUUUGUGCUGGAAAAGUCAACUCAUCUCAAUUGUUCUCCCUCUUAUUUCUCCUUUUUCCCAUCCUUUUUUCUAAAACUUCUCCUGCUACCUCUUCCAGCUUCCCUUCCCCUUUAUGGAGGAUAAUGCUCUCAGUCAAUGUCACAAUUCCCCUGCUUUGGCCCGCUGAAUUAUUAUUUUAUCCAUUUCACUAAUCCGUAGGAAGUAAAAAAUAAAUCUCCCUCUCUCUGCAUGAUUUGGAUGGAGGGGAGCAGACAGUCGGCCGAGGCUGGUUGCAGGCUCAUCGGAGGGGAAUGCUGGACACGUUGAUGGGAAGCUGCGGGAGGCGAGGAUGAACCAUCCCAAGGGCUUCACGGUGGACGAUCGGGGAAACAUCUAUGUCGCCGACACCAUGAACAUGGCGAUCAGGAAGAUCAGCGAUACAGGUGAAUUGAAGGCCGCCCGACGGACUUUCAUGCCUGAUUUUAUUCAUGCAAAAUAAGGUUUAUUCACAUUCAGGAGGAAAUAAUUUUUAAUUGAUAAUGGGUGCGAGGCGAUCUUCCUGGGCUGAUUUUUCUUGUCCAAUAAAAUUGAUUCACCUCUGAGAAGAGUUGUCUUUUAUUUUAUUAUAUGAAGAUUGAUUCCAUUAAACCGACUGAUUUAAUUUGAUCUGCUGAAUCGAUUCACAUCUGGGAAGAUAGUUUUGUUUGGCAAUGGGAAGCUGAUAUAGCCUCUGUUCUGGACUCCUCUCUCUCUCUCUCUCUCUCUCUCUCUCUCUCUCCCUGAAGAUGACAUUUUCGAACACCAAAGAAUCUUUGUUGAACCAGGCUCCAGAGAUUUUCUCCAACAUUUUCUGGGUUAUCCUGUCUUCCAAUUCAACAAUUCCUCGGAUUUGGUCUGUUGCAUCAUUGCUCACUCUAUUUUAUUUUAUUCUAGAAAAAUAAAACUAUCACCUAUGGUCAGAAAAUAUUCUUCUGGGAGAUCACUUAUGCUCGAUAUGGCUUAAUGCACGUAUAAGUCUCCAACAACUGCACCAGUUAAGAUUUAAUGUGUUAUUUUCUUCUAUUGACGGCAUAUGCUGAUCAUGAAGAGCAUCGAGCAUUAAUACUAAUCUGCUGGAGCUUGAUCUUUCUGGCGUAUGAACACUCCUUCAGGAGUGACUACCAUCGCUGGAGGCAGCAAGUGGAGCAAAGGUGGGCAUGUCGAUGGGCCGAGCGAGGACGCAAAGUUUUCCAAUGACUUUGAGGUGGUCUACAUUGGCAGCAGCUGCUCCCUCCUCGUCAUCGAUCGGGGAAACCAGGCAAUCCGAGAGAUUCAGCUCAAUUUCGAUGACUGUGCCUACCAGUACGGCUCCGGAUUCCCUCUGGGUAAGUCCCAAAGCCUCAUCCUAUCUCUGAGAACUUAUGCUUCCGAGCCAGCAGGCUCAAGAGCGGCAAAAGGUUCAAGGUUCAAGGUUCUUGAUGAAUCAAUCUUCUGUGUUGUUGCAGGGAUUGCGGUGCUCAUCGCCGCCGGUUUCUUCGGCUACAUGCUCGCACUGCUGCAACGGCGGGUGGGCGGCAUGGUCUCUUUGAAACCAGUGAGCGCCAUAAAUUAUUUUUUUUCCAAAUCUUAUGAUUUUCUUGGUUUAGGAGAAAUCUUGUUCUGGGUUAAUCUGCUCAAGAAUGGUGUGCUGGGACCUCUGGUUGGCUUAUGUUGCAGGAACAGAGAGCACCAACAAAGCCAGGCAUGCCGCCAAGCCCAUACCAGAAGCCCUUCAGCACCUCAGUCCGGCCACCGCUGAUUCCGCCGGAGGGUGAACUGGAGAAACCCGAGGAGGAGGGGCUCUUCACCUCGAUCGGGAAGCUCAUUGCUGGUGCCGUCUCCUCGGCAACGGAGAUCUUCAGGGUAUUCUCAGGCCUCAGGCGGAGGCCGCAGAGUCUCCAGCACCAGGGGCCGCCUCUCCAGCAGCAGUGGCGGCAGAACGCAUGGCCCAUGCAAGAGAGCUACGUUAUCCAGGAUGAGGAUGAGCCGCCGCCUCCCCCCGUGGAGGUGCGAACGCCAACACCGCGCAAGACCUACGCGUUCAUGGCCAAGGACCCAGAGAAGAUCCACCACCUGAAGCAGGGCCGGGCCUACUUCGGAAGCUGGGAGGGGGAGCGGCAGCAGCAGGUGCUGCAGCAGCGGCACUACUCGUCGGGGCCACAGACCGUCUACGAGAGGAGCUGCGAGACGACCAAUGAGAUCGUCUUCGGGGCGGUGCAGGAAGCCGAAGGGCGGCGGGCAGUGGAGAUCAAGGCUGUGAAUUAUGGGGACCCAGCGUACGACCAGCCAGGCCCACGGUACAGGAUGAACUACAUGGGAUACGGCCAUGGGUAUUGA